GCGGCCGCCAGGGGCGCUGUGGCGCGUGCGCGGCGGCGGCGGCGGCGGGACGCAGGGCGCCGCCCCGUCCCAGCAUGCCGCGCGGGUAAACAGACAUGGCGGGCGAGGGAGACCCGCAGGACGCUGCGCACGACAUGGGCAACCACCUGCCGCUGCUGCCUGCAGAGAACGAGGAGGAGGAGGAGGACGAACUGGAGAUGGAAGUUGAAGACCAGGAUAGCUUAGAGGCCAAAAAGCCAAGUGUCAUAAACUUUGACACCAGUCUGCCAACAUCGCACACGUACCUGGGGGCCGACAUGGAGGAGUUCCACGGCCGGACCGUGCACGACGACGACAGCUGCCAGGUGAUCCCGGUGCUGCCGCAGGCGGCCAUGGUGCUCAUCCCCGGCCAGACGCUGCCGCUGCAGCUCUUCAGCCCGCAGGAGGUCAGCAUGGUGCGCAGCCUCAUCCAGAAGGACCGGACCUUCGCCGUGCUCGCCUACAGCAACGUGCAGGAGCGGGAGGCGCAUUUCGGGACCACGGCGGAGAUCUACGCCUACCGGGAGGAGCAGGAGUUCGGGAUCGAGGUGGUGAAGGUGAAGGCGGUCGGAAGACAGAGGUUCAAGGUCCUGGAGCUGAGGACACAGUCGGACGGAAUCCAGCAGGCGAAGGUGCGGAUCCUGCCCGAGUGCGUGCUGCCCUCCACCAUGGCCGCCGUGCAGCUCGAGUCCCUCAGCAGGUGCCGGCUGGUGCCGGCCGCGCCCGCCCGGGAGCACCGGCGCUCACCCCAGUGGUGGCAGAGGUACCAGAAGAGAAAAUUUCAUUGUGCAAAUCUGACCUCGUGGCCCCGCUGGCUGUAUUCCUUGUAUGACGCAGAAACGCUAAUGGACAGGAUCAAGCAGCAGCUGCGGGAAUGGGACGAGAACCUGAGAGAGGACUCUCUUCCUUCCAACCCAAUAGAUUUCUCUUACAGAGUAGCUGCUUGUCUCCCCAUCGACAACGUGCUGAGGAUCCAGCUCCUGAAGAUCGGAAGCGCCGUGCAGCGGCUGCGCUGCGAGCUGGACAUCAUGAACAAGUGUACAUCUCUGUGCUGUAAGCAGUGUCAAGAAACAGAAAUCACCACCAAAAACGAGAUAUUCAGCCUGUCCCUGUGCGGGCCCAUGGCGGCCUACGUGAACCCCCACGGGUAUGUGCACGAGACGCUGACCGUGUACAAGGCCUCCAACCUGAACCUGAUAGGCCGGCCGUCCACGCAGCACAGCUGGUUUCCCGGGUUUGCCUGGACGGUCGCCCAGUGCAGGGUCUGUGCCAGCCACAUCGGGUGGAAAUUCACAGCCACCAAAAAGGACAUGUUACCUCAGAAAUUUUGGGGUUUGACUCGCUCUGCUCUGCUGCCCACGAUCCCGGACACUGAGGACGAGCUGAGCCCCGAGAAAGUAGUGCUCUGCCUGUAGACGGCAGGGCCCGCGCUUCACCAGCUGUGGGCCCGGCAGCUCCACCUCGGAUGCCUGCUGCUGCGUGACCCGCGGGGCGGCCCGGGAAGGGGCAGCCUCUCAGCCACAGGGCUUUGGGGGCGUGGCCUCAACUGCCCUGUGGGCGAGAAGAGCCCAGGACCCUGGCUCUCGGAAACGCCCACCUCCAUUGCAGACUGCUUCCCGCACGGAGCACGGACGCCGAUGGAGGGCGACAUGAGGGCGUGCGGAGCCACGUGUCCGUGCCCGAGGCCACGCCCAGCACCCGGGCCCACGGGAAGGGGGGAGGCGGCGGGCAGGGCUGUGGAGCCCAUUACUGGCCUCUGUUCCUCUCAGCGUCUGGCUUCCCGGAGCCCCCCUGGUUUGUAAAUAUUAGAGUUGAGAGAGGCAGGUUGAGCCCCAAAGAACCGUUUCCAUUUUCUUACGUUUGUUAGUAAAAACGCAGGAUGGCGUGCGUUCGCUCAGUGUCUGGGACACUGCUGGUUCUGCCCCAAGUGCGAUCGGAACCUAGACCACUAAGGAGCGGACGCUCAAGUGUCCCUCCGGGAGGCCGAAGCAGGACGCCGUCUCCUUAGGCUGUAUUGUUCAGGGCCAACUGAAAAAACCCUGUAAGUAAAUUUUAAGAGCAAAACUCAAACACGUUCUUUGUCUAAGUCACAUGAACCGCCUACGCCAGCAGAUGGCGUAGGUGUGGGAAGUAACUUGGAGACGAAGUUCUCUCUACGCUGGUUCGCACCUACCUCUCUGCUUCUACACUGAGGGUCACUGGGUGUCUUCAGGUGUGUGAGCCACUUCACCUAAUUCACCGGGGAAAGUUCAACUAAGGGGUAAAACGUGAGGCCCAAACCGACUGUCUUCUACCAGACAUGCACCCGUGUCGACUGCCUCGCCCACAAACACCACUGACCACCAUGCACGUGCCACCUCGUUCCAAACGCCACACUGCCCCAUGCUUUCCUGUGGCACCGAUGCCUGCCGGGCCGGUGUCUGCCGGUUGCUCUGCACAGCCAUGCUGAGGCUAACCCAGCGAGGCCGGAUGCAGCCGGGACAUUUGCCCCUGAAAGUGUCACCUCUGAAUGUUCCAUCUUGCUCACUGACACUUGCAAAUAAAACGCUAAUAAGU
Molecule: messenger RNA, 2574 nt
Organism: Pipistrellus kuhlii (Kuhl's pipistrelle)
Lineage: Eukaryota; Metazoa; Chordata; Mammalia; Chiroptera; Vespertilionidae
Gene: CRBN
Product: cereblon
Exons: 11
Coding region: 96-1433 (445 amino acids)
Biological process (GO): protein ubiquitination
Cellular component (GO): Cul4A-RING E3 ubiquitin ligase complex
Source: RefSeq, a predicted model, not a curated record